GCGUACAGUUGUGCGCCGUGUGCUAUGCGAAUACGUUGUCGGUUCGGCGCGGGCGCCGCUCAAAGCCAGUUCUACUGCAACCUCCGGCGGUUCGCCUGUAUGACACUUUAACCGUACAAUCCAGUGUUUAUAUUGUGCAUGUUGACUUAAAUAACCGAUUCACAAUGGAUAAACAGGAGCCCAUCACAGAAAACGGGGCCAAGCUGCAACAAAAACCUCCUCCUCAGACCGAUUUAAUUCAACGAAUAACAGGCUCAUUCGGAAGAUAUCAACUGUUGCUAUGUCUCCUCAUAUUCUUGACAAAGUUCCCUGUCGCCUUCCACCAAAUGGCGAUUUUGUUUCUUGCUCCGAAACUCAGCUAUACAUGCCCUAACACCGGAGAGGAAACGUGUCCUUGCCCCAAUCCAGAAUAUGACACAUCAAUUUUCAGCCGGAGCAUAAUAAUGGAGUGGGAUUUGAUAUGUGAAAGGAAAUGGUUGACUAGUUUUACACAGACGCUGUUUCAAUUGGGCACGCUGUUGGGCAGUGUAUUGUUCGGAAUGGCAUCCGACAGGUUCGGGAGAAAGUAUCCUUUGCUGGUAGCAGUCGUGAUACAAGUGACCAUGGGAAUAACAGCAGCUUUUGUCCCCGGCUACUGGGAAUUCACAUUCCUUCGAUUCUUAGUGGGCAUGUCUGUCGGAGGCACAAUGGUCACUGGAUUCGUCAUAGUCAUGGAAUUCGUGGGCACCCAGUACCGUGACGUUAUAUCGGCUUUGUAUCAAGUACCCUUCAAUAUGGGUCACAUGCUGUUACCGGUAUUCGGGUAUUUCUGCAGGGAUUACUCGAACUUUCAACUGGCCAUCUCGAUACCAGCAGUAGUACUAUUGUCAUACUUUUUCCUAUUACCUGAAACUCCACGCUGGUUGAUAGCGGUUAAAAGAACGGACGAAGCCGUCAGGAUUUUGGAAUCUGUAGCAAAAGUAAAUAAGCGCCCAACGGAAGCCAUACGAACUGACAUUGAAAAUUACCAAGCUGCACUCCAAAACACGCAACUCAAAAAGGGGAAUAUUGUAGACCUCUUUCGAACUCCGAACAUCCGAAAAAACAUCUUAGCCAUGGCGUUUAAUUGGCUGACGUGCAGCUAUUGCUUCUACGGUGUGUCCCAGUACGUGGGGCAGCUCAGUGGAAAUGCUUUCAUCAACGUCGCAGCCAGUGCCAGUGUAACUCUCCUCGGUUCACUCUGUUCUAUACCCCUUAUGAAAGUUAUGGGAAGAAAAACCAUAGUGAUUAUCUUUAAUUUUAUUUGCGCGUUUUGCCUGCUCGUUCUGGCCGUGCUACCAGAAGGGCCGGGUACGGUAGUCUGCGCAAGUGUAGGAGUAGUUUCUAGCUUUAUAGUUUUCGUUGUUGUGUAUUUGUACUGCACGGAACUGUUUCCGACGGUCGUGCGGAAUGCUGCGCUGGGUUUUUCUUCCAUGAUGGCGCGCGUGGGAUCUAUGAUCGCUCCAUUCGUGAUCGCGUCGAGCAGCAUGGGCGCGUGGGUGCCGCCCGUGUUAUUUGCCGUCUUGCCCCUCGUAGCGGGCUUUGUCGCUUUCUUACUUCCUGAAACCAAAGGCUGUGAAUUAAUGGUGACUAUAGAAGAAGGCGAACAAUUUGGAAAGAAAACGGAUUGUAAAAAGUAGAAUUUUUUCUCAUUAGAUAAGUUCUAAGUUCAUCAUAUAUAAAUCAUAUAUUAUGUUAGUUGUUAAUAUUAUAUAACUACAGUAAAAUGAUUUUUGCGGAAGAAGA
Cydia strobilella is the source of this 1764-nucleotide messenger RNA. Its product is annotated as organic cation transporter-like protein. Gene Ontology annotation, cellular component: membrane. The record is from RefSeq and is a predicted model, not a curated record. Gene Ontology annotation, molecular function: transmembrane transporter activity. NCBI's taxonomy places the organism in Eukaryota, Metazoa, Arthropoda, Insecta, Lepidoptera, Tortricidae. The transcript is spliced from 4 exons. Gene Ontology annotation, biological process: transmembrane transport. Bases 165 to 1658 code for a protein of 497 amino acids.